Messenger RNA from Linum tenue, 522 nucleotides. The record is from the annotation of a GenBank genome assembly. NCBI's taxonomy places the organism in Eukaryota, Viridiplantae, Streptophyta, Magnoliopsida, Malpighiales, Linaceae.
AUGGCGUCUUCCUACACGAUUUGGGCACUAAUCCUCGCCAGUCUCUUCUCCGUCAACACCGCCUCCACUCUCCCCGGCGACGAUACGGGAGGCGGCAACAGCAGCAGCCUCUCCGCCUACCAGGUCCUGCAGCAGUACGACUUCCCAGUCGGGAUCCUGCCCAAGGGAGUCACCGGAUACAAGAUCGACCGCGAAACCGGGAAGUUCGAGCUCUACCUGCCGGCGACCUGCAAGUUCAAGAUCGAUUCGUACGAGCUGGAGUACGGGACGACGGUCAGCGGCGUGGUGACCACGGGGAAGAUCAGCAAUCUGGAAGGCGUGAAGGUGCACAUCUUGUUCAUCUGGCUCAACAUCGUCGAGGUCGUUCACUCCGGCGACCAGAUGCAGUUCUCUGUUGGAAUCGCCUCCGCUGGGUUCCCCCUCGAUGGGUUUUACGAGAGCCCCCAGUGCGGAUGUGGGUUCGAUUGCGACGGGUUGGAGGAGGAGGAUCUGUUGGUGGGCUCUGCUGUUUCCUCGAUCUGA